This is a messenger RNA of Cylicocyclus nassatus, 1024 nucleotides long. NCBI's taxonomy places the organism in Eukaryota, Metazoa, Nematoda, Chromadorea, Rhabditida, Strongylidae. The record is from the annotation of a GenBank genome assembly.
CCUUUGCAGAUGGUGGUUGGCAAUCUUGCUUUAUGCGCAAGCAUUCUGAUUGGAGCAUGGGCCGACACUGUUUGCUAUGUCAGGCAUCCUGUUGAUCUGGCCAACAAAACGAACUGCGACGUUUUAAAUCUGGACACAUAUAAGAACGACUCUUUACCAGUCGAUCCAAGACUUUUUGAUUAUAUCAGCAAGUUCAAGGUGUACGAAAAGUUUAUGUUAAGACAUUCGGAAUUGGAGAAGUUCACAGAUCAAGAUGAGAUAAGAUUAAAACCAGGAACUAUAUUGAGUAUUACGGAAAACUUCAAAUUGUUAAAGCUCCCAAAGUUUGUAUGGGAUGAUGGUGCAAGAAUUUUCAUAACGAUAAAGGACAAUCAUAAACUUGACACUACUGAAAUCAGGGAGAUGCUGGAAUCGAAGCAUAUUGGCAACGCGGAUGUGCAACAUCCUUUCGCAUGCGGCUUUACAAGAAAAAGUUCUUCUCAGUGCAAGAUUAUCGAAGGAACUCUCACUAUCGGGGAUAGUAUAAAUGACAAUUUGGAUAAUCUUGAAGAGAUCUAUGGUCAAAUCGAAGUGCACAAUUAUCCCAGAGCAACUCUACCUGCUAUGCCAAAGCUGAGAAAAUUGGAGUGGACUAAGGAAGGGUCAAAAGACGCAGCAAUCAAGAUAUAUGAUAAUGAUCAAUUGACAAGUAUCGCAGAGCUUUUCAAGCUGGAUAAUAUCGUGCUUGGAUCAACAAACAAAGCAAUCAUGAUCAAAAACAAUUCUUUACUUUGCAUUGAACCGGAAAAUGUUGAUCGUCCCUUCGUAAAGAAGUACGCCCAAAACGUGAGAAUCUGCGGAUCUGAAGGCGCAGCACAUGGUCUUUCACACACAGCCGACGGUCUUCCUGAACAAGCAGCUAUCUCUAAUAUAUCCUCUUCCAACACGGGUCUUCUAUGUGCGAUAGUUGCUAUAGUUAUAACACUUCUUGUCUAAGAUGCAGCGGGAAUGAAAGUUUGAAAAAUCUUCUAAAAAGUUUUCUGCA